Molecule: messenger RNA, 447 nt
Organism: Pipistrellus nathusii (Nathusius's pipistrelle)
Lineage: Eukaryota; Metazoa; Chordata; Mammalia; Chiroptera; Vespertilionidae
Source: the annotation of a GenBank genome assembly
AUGGCGUCGGCGGUGCUGGCGCUGACGACGCGGGCCGCUGCUGCAGCCCUGCUGAGGCCUCCUCCGGUGGCAGCUCUUGCCGUCAGAUACGCAUCCAAGAAGACGGGUGGCAGCUCCAAAAACCUCGGUGGAAAGUCACGAGGCAAAAGCUAUGGCAUCAAGAAAUUGGAGGGUCACUAUGUUCAUGCCGGCAACAUCCUUGGGACUCAACGCCAAUUUCGCUGGCACCCAGGCGCCCACGUGGGGCUGGGGAAGAGGAAGUGUCUGUAUGCCCUGGAGGAGGGGAUCGUCCGCUACACGAAGGACGUCUAUGUGCCCCACCCCAAGAACGCAGAGGCUGUGGAUCUGGUCUCCAGGCUGCCCAAGGGCGCUGUGCUCUAUAAGACUUUUGUCCACGUGGUUCCUGCCAAGCCUGAGGGCACCUUCAAACUGGUGGCUAUGCUUUGA